CGAAGUAAUCUCCAUUUAAUACCAAAUAAAUGUAAGUCACUUCCUAUGCCCGAUGCCCUGCUGUGGGUGUAGAAAGUGUCAUGGUCAAAGGAUUUAGCAAGCAGGUUGCUCAAUGUUACGAGGUCGUUGCAGUCAUGGAAGUGGCUAGGAUGCAAUAUGCUUACUCCAGUAGUACUGAAUCGGAUCAUUGCCCGGAUUACCAUUUAAUAAGCAGAGAAAUGGAAAUAAUAGUAAAACUUUAUCAUUUGUGGCCUACUUCGUUUAGGGAAAUGUCAAAACUUUUGACAGAUCUCCUAGACAAAUUCUUGACUUUGUUCGAAUAUUUAUAUCCCGAUUUCAGUGAAUAACAUUGCAAAAUGCUUGACGAAACUGUGAAAGACUACGUUGCGUAUAUGAAGUUAAAUGUGUCGAGUGAAUUAAAAACAGUUCAAGAUGUUAUAGACAAUAUGCUGACGAGACUUGAGGAGUUGUCCAGUGUGUUGCAAAUGAUAAAAUCAAAGAACAGUGAAUGUGCAUCAAGUGUCUCGGAAGAUAUCAACAAAUACCGCACUGAAGUCAUUACCCUCUCAAAGAAAAUAAACACUUUGAAUGAAGUGAUGGUAAAAGUGCACAACAAUGUAGAUACUCUAGAAAAACAUGUUGAAAAGGCUGAAUUAGAUUUUGGAGUCAACAAUGACAACCGAAUCAAGAGUUUCCUCAAGCCAUUCCUCAAGAGGUCGUCUACACCAACCCCUGACAUAGCAAUAGUGACCCCUCCAAUAAGUUUUAAAUUUCAGAGUGUCUUGGACAAUUUUGAUGAAUGUCAGUGAUAUUAGUGCCUAACUAUUGAGGUUAACUAUUGUAGGUGACCUUGUAAACAAAAAACAUAUUUUUUAUACAAAAAUGGCACUUAUAAUCUAUUUAGCACUGUAAGUUUAAGAGUUAAGUAUCACAUAGUUAUUAAAAGUAAAUACUGAAAA
Plutella xylostella (diamondback moth) is the source of this 959-nucleotide messenger RNA. RefSeq lists its product as uncharacterized. Gene Ontology annotation, cellular component: BLOC-1 complex. NCBI's taxonomy places the organism in Eukaryota, Metazoa, Arthropoda, Insecta, Lepidoptera, Plutellidae. The record is from RefSeq and is a predicted model, not a curated record.